Molecule: messenger RNA, 579 nt
Organism: Eruca vesicaria subsp. sativa (arugula)
Lineage: Eukaryota; Viridiplantae; Streptophyta; Magnoliopsida; Brassicales; Brassicaceae
Source: the annotation of a GenBank genome assembly
AUGCAUCAGUGUGGAUACUUUCACCGUGAUCUUAAGCCAGAAAAUCUAUUAGUCUCUAAAGAUGCCAUUAAAAUUGCUGAUCUCGGCCUGGCCCGGGAGAUUGCUUCGAGUCCACCUUAUACAGAGUAUGUCUCGACACGCUGGUAUAGGGCACCUGAAGUACUUCUACAGUCAUAUGUUUACACGUCAAAAGUUGAUAUGUGGGCAAUGGGCGCUAUUCUGGCUGAGCUGUUGUCUCUUCGCCCUCUUUUUCCUGGAGCUAGUGAAGCAGAUGAGAUCUAUAAAAUCUGCAGUGUGAUAGGUAGCUCAACUGAAGAGACAUGGGUGGAGGGGCUUAAUCUUGCUAGUGUCAUCAGUUACCAAUUCCCUCAGCUUCCCGGUGUACACCUUUCAAGCUUAAUGCCAUAUGCUAGUGCAGAGGCGGUUAACCUUGUUGAGCGGCUAUGCUCAUGGGAUCCCAACAACAGGCCGACUGCUGGAGAGGCUUUACAGCAUCCGUUCUUUCAGAGUUGUUAUUAUGUUCCACCAUCUCUCCGUGCCAAAACGUCUGCUGGGCAGAGAGGGUCUCUCGAGCAUUAG